CGAAAUUUGGAGGCUCUGCUAGUUUUUUUCCAUCAUCGCCGUUCCGAACUCCGUGGCCAGACGACGGCGUUCACUUCACCCUGCGCAUCUCCGCGGCGUCUAUUGGAAGCUGCCGAACCUAGAAUGCUGUGAAUGCAGUAACGAUGACAAACCUCUGCAGCUCCCAGACACCCUCCAAAUGUCUUCCUCAGCUUCCACAAAUCACCCCACUUGUGCAGACGAGCUGCGUGCUUCCCUCGUCGGAGGAUGGAAGCUGGAGAGCUACGUCUAUGUGGCCUUGCCACCCUCGACCACUGGGCCGUUCCAUCCUAUGACGAAGAAGGUGCAAGGAAUUCUGUUGUACACCCCCGAUGGCUACAUGUCCGCCCAGAUGCAGAUACCUGGACAACCCAAGUUCGAGGUUGGCAAGGCUAGUGAGGCUCAGUGGGCAGAGUGCGCCAGACGCUACUUUGGCUACUCAGGACCGUAUCACAUCCGCGAAGAGAACGGCACCGUCACGUUACGGCAUGAAUUCCGCAUCUCGUAUAGACCCGACCUUUCUGGCGACGUCCAAAUACGAAGUUGGCGGUUUGAAGAAGGCGGCAAUGUGCUCAUCCUUGGUAGUGAGGAGCCAACCAUGGUCAGGGGAGAAUUGAGGACUCCGCAGUUGCGCUGGAGGAAGCUGGAGAACAACGCUAAGCAAGAUGAAAGUCGCGCUAGUGCAUGAACCCUAACCCAGCCCUUCAUUCUCGUCCUUACUGAGGGAAUCUUCUGUGGUUCAGAAGUGUAAUCUUGAAUCUUGAAGCAUCGAUCUGUGCAGAAAGUUUUGAGGUGGCGCAUUAUCUUCAGCCAUGAAAGAAUGCGCUUGCAUGUUGAGUUUCUGUGGUUGAAGUGGCAAGCAGCGGGCUUCGGCGUUCUCGGAGCCGAUUUAAGGAAUAAUGCUCGCCGAUGAUACCUGGCCCAUUUUGCAAUUUCUGCUCAUGUCCGAAGAAUUAAUCCCCGGUAGCACCACGAUUUACCGCAUAUUGUUAACAAUACAAAUCUUGCUCUUUGUCUGCAGCUGAGGAUCGCAUCACGUUAGACUGUUGAACUUGGAAGCGGAGCCUCUCGUUCGCGCGAUGUCCAGAGCAUCUUUAAACUUGGUCCAACAAUUGGUCGUUCCCACAGCACCGCUGGGCGCGUUAUUAUACUUGUGCUAGAGUAUCGCUUCAUUAUUUGCUCAUCGAAACCUAUCAUUGGACCAGCUGCAUGCCUCGAAGCGCUCUGUAUUAUCGACUGAACAGCAUCGAACGUGUGUGUGUGUGGAUUGAUUUCUGCGACACAUUUUUCAAGUCUACGAGCGUGACUGGCUAUCUUCAAUAUGUGCUGUGCCGAACGGCUACCAAGGUCAGAGUGAACUAGGUCAAUGAUGCUGGCGACGACAUGUCCGAGCGGCAUUGCAGAAACUGCUCCUUCGGGUAGUACUGGAAAGCAAGUUCGGAAUGAGUGACUGCCAAAAAUGAAUCCCUAUGGUUGAGGUAAGACCUUGCAAGAAAACCGAUUAGCAGUAGACGUACAGAUUUCAGUCGAAAUGAAUAUAAAUGAGAUGCGAUACACGCAUUCUUUUAACGAAAACCAAGAGAGACAUGAGCAAUUGUCGCAUGCUGUGGAAAGAACUGGGAGAUACAUU
Verruconis gallopava is the source of this 1648-nucleotide messenger RNA. RefSeq lists its product as uncharacterized. The transcript has 2 exons. NCBI's taxonomy places the organism in Eukaryota, Fungi, Ascomycota, Dothideomycetes, Venturiales, Sympoventuriaceae. The record is from RefSeq and is a predicted model, not a curated record. Bases 179 to 706 code for a protein of 175 amino acids.